UGGUUCACAGACUUUGAUUAAGUACAAAAUUACAGCGAUGGCCUACGUUGAGUUGUAUAGGAUACACUAACUUGUAACCUGGAACACCUCGUGCCUCUGGGAGGCCUAUAGCAUGCUCCGUUCUAGUGUAAAUAGCCUAUUGGUGUGUAGAAGUGCCCUGAGAAUGAAGUACUAGGAAAAAAAGGGUACGAAAGAAAGAAAAAAAAAAAAAACUUUUAGAGAAAGUCCUUACUUUCUUUCAAAUACCAAUCAAUUGACCUCAAAGAUGGGAUUCAUAAAGUCACUUACCAGAGUCACGACUCCCUUGGUGGCCUUUGGACUAGGUUUUGCCUUUUAUCCCAAAGAUUUCAGGAAGGGGAACCUUGCUGAUCGCAAGCUUACUCACAUUAACCAGUCAGUAUUGGAACAGAUUGAAAAAUCCAAAGAAUAUCAAGCAUUAUUGACCGAAGGCAAUAGUAAACAGUACUACGGGAGCCAUGCCUUUCCAGAACAACACAUGAAGAACUAUGUUGGAUCUGGGUUACUCUUUGGACCCAAUCUAUUUGAGAUAGAUCCAAUAUUAUUCUUGAAUGAGGAAAAAGGAACUUUGACCGGGUUCUAUCAUUUAGGAGACCAAUUGAUUAGUCAAGAUGGCGAAAUCCAUAAUGGAGUGGUAUCAACCAUAUUGGAUGAAGGAUUAUGUUCAUGUGGGUUUCCUCAAUUACCUUCAAAGAAGGGGGUCACUGCAAAACUUUCGAUUAAUUUCCAAAAUCAGGCGCCUCCUAACAGCACAGUGGUCUUGAAAGCUCAUAUUUCCGAAUCAAAGGGCAGAAAAGUGGUUAUUGAUGGAACGUUGGAAACCUUACCAUUGAGGGAAGGCGACAAGCCACUAGUAAUUGCUGAUUCCAAAUGUAUAUUGGUUGAACCAAAAUGGUUCAAGUACUUCUCUUGGGCUCAGGUCUUUUAGAUUCUAUUUCUGUAUAGUGUAACUAAUGAUUAAAUGACUUAACUGUCUCAGUUGACAUCAUCGGUCGAAAUUGACAUCAUAAUAGCAAUCCGUGCCGUUCCCACACCUACGUACGUUGACUUACCUUGAGCACCGUCAUCUCUGACGCUACUCGAACCACGCUUUGUGAUCAAGUAGUGACAGCACGCUUUGUGAUUAAGUAGUGACAGCACUCUUUGCGGUUAAGUAGUGACAGCACUCUUUGCGGUUAAGUAUUAACAGCAAGGUACGGGGUUCCUUU
Molecule: messenger RNA, 1226 nt
Organism: Hyphopichia burtonii NRRL Y-1933
Lineage: Eukaryota; Fungi; Ascomycota; Pichiomycetes; Serinales; Debaryomycetaceae
Exons: 1
Coding region: 266-946 (226 amino acids)
Source: RefSeq, a predicted model, not a curated record